This is a messenger RNA of Galendromus occidentalis (western predatory mite), 870 nucleotides long. Its product is annotated as hydroxysteroid dehydrogenase-like protein 2. Gene Ontology annotation, cellular component: mitochondrion. The coding region runs from base 1 to 870 and encodes 289 amino acids. Lineage: Eukaryota; Metazoa; Arthropoda; Arachnida; Mesostigmata; Phytoseiidae. The record is from RefSeq and is a predicted model, not a curated record. The transcript has 4 exons.
AUGGAGAACACCGGGAAACUCAAAGGCCGCACUAUCUUCAUUACGGGAGCGAGCCGAGGAAUCGGAAAAGAGAUCGCCGUCAAAUGCGCCAAGGACGGAGCGAACAUCGUUGUGGCUGCCAAGACUGGCUGUCCUCGCCCGAAGCUCAAGGGGACGAUCCACACAGCCGCGAAAGAAGUCAAAGCUGCCGGAGGACGAUGUCUUCCAAUCGUCAUGGACGUCCGAGACGAGCAAUGCGUCAUGAAGGCUAUCAAUGCCGCUGUCAAACACUUCGGAGGUAUCGACAUUCUCGUGAAUAACGCAUCAGCCAUCAUUCUCACCGCGACGGAAUCGACCGAUAUGAAAAAAUACGACCUGAUGCAUCGAAUCAAUGUGAGAGGGACCUUCCUCACGACGAAGCACUGCAUUCCUCAUCUUCGUGCGUCGAAGUUCGGAGGGAAGAUCCUAAACCACUCACCCCCACUGGUCAUGAGCUCUAGAUGGUUCGCUCCUAACCUAGCGUAUACGAUGACGAAAUUCGGCAUGUCGAUGUGUGCUCUGGGUAUGGCUGAGGAGUUCCGAUCGGAUAACAUAGCUGUGAACACCAUUUGGCCGAAAACCAUGAUCGCCACGGCGGCGACAGAGAUGCUGACAGGGGACAAGAAAAGCUCGAUGGAGCAAUCCCGAUCCCCGGCGAUCAUGGCCGAUGCCGCCUACGGCAUCCUCUGCCGGCCGAAUUCCUUCACUGGGAACUUCUGCAUCGAUGAAGACGUACUCCGCGAAGAAGGAGUUCGAGAUUUCGAUGUGUAUGCAGCCGUCCCGGGAGCGAAACCUCAGCUGGACUUUUUCCUGCCGGAAGAAUACUACGACGACAUCAAGAGCAAGCUAUGA